AUGAAGAACCAGACCAAGAUCACAGAGAUCUUACUUCUCGGAUUCACUGAGAACCGCAAACUAGAAAUCUUUCUCUUUGUGCUUUUCUUAAUCAUGUACCUUAUUGCCGUCACAGGAAACCUGCUCAUUAUUUUCCUUACUUUGGUGGAUUCCCAUCUCCGAACCCCCAUGUAUUUCUUCCUCCAAAAUUACGCCAUCUUGGAAAUCGGAUACACCACUGCUGUCAUACCAACAACCAUGAUUAACCUGGCCACGGGCAGGAAACAGAUCUCUUUAGUUGGCUGCGUAAGCCAGACCUUUGUGUAUUUCUUUUUGGGCACCACUGAUUUCUUCUUGCUGACGGUGAUGUCGUUUGACAGGUACAUGGCCAUCUGCCACCCUCUGCGGUACACCACCAUCAUGAACGAUCGCUUCUGCGCCCUGUUGGUGCUCUCAUCUUGGGCAGGAGGCUUCUUCUUGGUUUUUGGUCAAAUCAUAUACACCACUCAGCUUCCCUGCUGUGGCCCAAAUGUCAUUGAUCAUUUCUUCUGUGACAGCAGGCCUUUACAUCAACUUCACUGUGGAGAUAAGCGGCAGUGGCUCCUUGAACUCAUUGGCUUACUUUCUGCUGUGUUUUCUCUACUAGGGACGUUAGCAGUCACCACAGUCUCUUAUGUGAGGAUUAUUGACACAGUUCUCCACAUCCCGACUGCAGCAGGUAGGCAGAAAGCUUUUUCCACCUGUGCUGCCCAUGUAACUGUGGUCACCAUCACCUACGGCACCUGCAUAUCGAUGUAUGUCACGCCAGUGGAAGGUGGCGGGCACAAUUUCAACAAAGUUGUGGCGGUUCUCAACAAUUUCCUGUGCCCUCUCAUGACCCCCUUUGUUUACAGUCUGCGGAAUCAGCAGGUCCAAAAUGCUUUAAAGGGUGCUUUGGACUGUAAAAUGUUCUCGUAUAAAAUGAAGAGUGUCCCAUAG
Messenger RNA from Sphaerodactylus townsendi, 957 nucleotides. RefSeq names its product olfactory receptor 49-like. Bases 1 to 957 code for a protein of 318 amino acids. Gene Ontology annotation, biological process: G protein-coupled receptor signaling pathway. The transcript has 2 exons. Gene Ontology annotation, cellular component: membrane. Lineage: Eukaryota; Metazoa; Chordata; Lepidosauria; Squamata; Sphaerodactylidae. The record is from RefSeq and is a predicted model, not a curated record. Gene Ontology annotation, molecular function: G protein-coupled receptor activity; olfactory receptor activity.